AUGUCUGCUGAUACUGUUGGAAAGACCAUUACUUGCAAGGCUGCCGUUGCCUGGGAGGCCGGCAAGGACCUUUCGAUUGAGGAUAUCGAGGUUGCUCCUCCUAAAGCCCACGAAGUCCGCAUCCAGAUUUACUACACCGGAGUCUGUCACACGGAUGCAUAUACGCUUUCCGGGAAGGACCCCGAGGGGGCAUUCCCUAUCGUUCUGGGACACGAGGGAGCUGGGAUCGUGGAAUCGGUGGGUGAGGGCGUCACCUCCGUAAAGCCUGGAGACCACGUUGUUGCACUCUACACCCCGGAAUGCAAGGAAUGCAAAUUUUGCAUAUCUGGCAAGACCAAUUUGUGCGGGAAGAUCCGAGCUACCCAGGGCAAAGGUGUGAUGCCAGAUGGCACCUCAAGGUUCAAGUGCAAAGGCAAAGAUCUUCUGCACUUCAUGGGCACGUCGACUUUCUCCCAGUACACCGUCGUCGCCGAUAUUUCCGUCGUGGCCAUUACCGACAAGGCUCCCAUGGAUCGCACAUGCUUACUUGGCUGCGGCAUUACCACCGGCUACGGGGCAGCAGUGAUUACGGCCAACGUGGAGCAAGGCUCCAACAUCGCUGUUUUCGGCGCCGGCUGUGUUGGUCUUUCGGUCAUCCAAGGUGCCGUGAAGAACAAGGCGGGCAAGAUCAUCGUGGUGGACGUCAACGACAAGAAGAAAGAAUGGGCCGAAAAGUUUGGUGCGACAGACUUUGUCAACCCUACCCAGUUGAAUGGCCAGACUAUCCAAGACAAAUUGAUUGAGAUGACGGAUGGUGGAUGCGACUACACCUUUGACUGCACUGGCAACGUCCAGGUCAUGAGGGCUGCUCUUGAAGCAUGCCACAAAGGCUGGGGCCAGUCCAUCAUCAUCGGCGUUGCCCCUGCCGGCGCUGAAAUCUCCACUAGACCCUUCCAAUUGGUCACUGGCCGUGUGUGGCGAGGCUGUGCUUUUGGCGGUGUGAAAGGUCGUUCUCAGCUCCCAGGACUCGUUAAAGAUUACAUGGAUGGCAAGCUCAAGGUCAACGAGUUCAUCACGCAUCGCCAGCCUCUUGACAAGAUCAACGAUGCAUUCCAUGACAUGCAUGCCGGCGACUGCAUCCGAUGCGUGGUUGAUAUGGGCGCGAAACAAGAAUGA
Fonsecaea erecta is the source of this 1155-nucleotide messenger RNA. Its product is annotated as S-(hydroxymethyl)glutathione dehydrogenase. Gene Ontology annotation, molecular function: zinc ion binding; S-(hydroxymethyl)glutathione dehydrogenase [NAD(P)+] activity. The transcript is spliced from 7 exons. Bases 1 to 1155 code for a protein of 384 amino acids. The record is from RefSeq and is a predicted model, not a curated record. Gene Ontology annotation, cellular component: cytosol. Gene Ontology annotation, biological process: formaldehyde catabolic process. Lineage: Eukaryota; Fungi; Ascomycota; Eurotiomycetes; Chaetothyriales; Herpotrichiellaceae.